AUGUGCGUCUUCUCGGCAAGGCUACUGAGAGGAGCGGCGCUUAUAGGCAGGAAAUCUGCUCCACUUCUGGAGGAAGGAUGCUAUGAUUCGGUAAGAGAUGCAGUUUUUAGGCCAAAGAGGCUGGGAGGCUGGCUAAACGACCCUUUGAGGUCGGUGCCUUCCGAGGUUGGACGCAUCGACAGCUACAGAAAGUUCGUGCUGAAAAAGUUUGUAGACCCGGAUAAGAAGCUAAUUCGACGGAUAGUUGCUAGAAGACGCGCCGAAAAGCUCUUGAGCCUAGAUGAAGAAACUCACAGGCUGGGACAAGAGUACCUGGACAUGAUGUUUCAUGCCAGUGCAGUUGCUCCACAGCCAUCAGAAUACCUAGAGAACAAAGUGAAUAGGAUUCUAGAGGCUAGAUUUAACUAUAAUCCAGCUUCCCCUUCCUCGAAGUAUUUGGGAAAACUUGAGGAACAAGGGGAAAGGGCACUUUUAGAAAGUAGUGAAAAUGCGCACGGAGUAGAUAAUGCACUCGUAGAAGCUGCGGAUGAACCUGAAAACGUGUUUGAACGCCUGAGUACUUGUAAUAAAAACACUACCCUUUUAAACGUAUGGAAGGAACACAUGGAUUUUGAAAAGGUUAUACACAACCAGUGUGAAAUACCAAACUCAUUCGGGUAUAAAGAAAAGGAGGACGAGUACCGUAUGCUUCGUAAAUCUGCAGUUGUCUUUGACAAGUCAUACACUUUGAUCGUAAAAAUUACUGGUACUAGUGCAAAUUAUUUUUUGGAACAGAUGUUAACAUUUUCGGUAUCUAAAAUGGCACAAUUAGAUGUAUGUUAUGGAUCGCUGCUCGAUUCCAAGGGGUUCAUAAUUGAUACUUGCUACGUUUGCAAGAGUAGAGACGAGUAUAUUCUAGUGACGAAUGGUAGAACUAAAAAGGAUAUUUACGAUUAUUUAACAUCAUAUGCUAUCCAUUGCAAGAAUUAUGGCCUAGAUAUCGCAAUUGUUCCAAUGACAAAUUUUACUUCCAUUGGACUCUAUGGACCAUGCUCUCCAAAUGUUCUCCUGGAUCUCCAUUCUCGUGCAUGUAAUUCCGAGAACGGAACAGAUGCCAGUGAAGAUAUUAGAGAUGUCGAUAAAGAUGUGAACUGCAAGGUUCAGCUACAAUCAUCAGCUGAUGGUGAACAGCUACCAGCCUUUAUGAAGUGUUUUCCUGUAAAGUUUUCUAAUAGAAUUGACGAUACUGGAAAUGUUUCAGAGUCUAUAAUUACGUGUGCCAGAAUUAGCGAUACAGGAGAAGAUGGAUUCGAGUUUAUAGUUCCGAAUACUAUUGUCCAACGUUUUUCAGAACUACUUCUAUCGCAUAAAGAAGUCCACCCAAUGGGUUUAAAAACAUACGAUAUCGCACGGUUGGAAAGUGGAAUACUUCGCUCAGAUUUAGAUCUGACUCCAGAAUGUUCACCCAUGCAGGCAUCUCUAAUGUGGAACGUCGACAUCAAAAAGAUUCGCCAAAAGCAACUUUUUGGUUAUAAAUUCAUUGGACACGACCUUACCGGUGGUGUAUCAAAGAUACGAGUCGGUCUAAUUUGCAAUGAAAUGGUGAAUAAAUCCUCCACGAUCCUGAAAUCUUCAAACAGGAUGCCAAUAGGCUUCAUAACUUCAUCUGCAUGGAGUCCUGCUUUACAAAUGUACAUUGCACAUGCCUAUGUAAACUCCGAAUAUGCCAAACACGAUACGCCUGUUGUGCUCAGCAUUCCAAAAAGCCCUGAAGAUGGAGUUUCCAAGAGGGUCUACGAGAAAUACUACAGAAACCACAUCUUCAAGAAAUUCGCCAAGGCAACAAUAGUCCAUCUGCCCUUUAUCAUUCACAACUAUCCAGUACCCAAGGAUAAAAAGAGCUAUGUGGGCGGAAGGCAGGUUAAAUUCUCGCCAAAGAAACGUCCAGAACCCCAAACCAGCGAACUUGUUCCGGUUACUCCGCCGACCGAGGAAAAGGGCAAAGCGACGAGAUCACGUAAACAGCUUUGGAAGGACCUAAUAGCAAAGCACAGGAGAGCUUCCACGGGUACGCUCGAGAUGGCGCUGACGAAAUGGGAGAAGAUCAACAAGGAAGUCCAGAGUAGCAAGAGGACACCGGAGGCUACUUUUGCGGAUUCCGAGUCGUUAGUCCCGCUCUGGCGCAUAAACAUCAUCCCUACUACCCCUAUGGACAGAAGAAUGGUCAUUAAGCACUACCAAGACCUCCAUUCUGAACCCGUUCCUUCUCGACAUCGCAGAUUCAGACCUCCGAGAAAGGCCACGGAAUGAGCUCUUCUCGACAACAACUCGCUCUUCCUUGGAAAUGGUACUGUAGGAAGAUGAAAAUUGACUCU
Theileria equi strain WA is the source of this 2354-nucleotide messenger RNA. RefSeq names its product aminomethyltransferase, putative. Gene Ontology annotation, cellular component: mitochondrion. Gene Ontology annotation, molecular function: protein binding. The transcript has 5 exons. The record is from RefSeq and is a predicted model, not a curated record. The coding region runs from base 1 to 2289 and encodes 762 amino acids. Lineage: Eukaryota; Apicomplexa; Aconoidasida; Piroplasmida; Theileriidae.